UAAGAGGUUGUGCCCAUUUGUAAUUAAAGAUUAUGAAGUCACACCUACAAUAGCAGCCAUGUCACAUAACAACAUAUUGGGUCACAGAACACCAGCUAUUGACUAAGUGGUAAAGGUAGGUAUUGUGACAAGUGUGUUACCUCCAUUUGCUGGUGGCUUCUCCCACUAUAAGAUGUGUAUGAGAUAGGAACAUGAUGUAAUACACAAACCUUAAUAACAUGUUCGGUUUACAAUAUUGAAUCCUUGUGCUGCUCCACUAAAAGCUCUUCCAUUGGCACCAUGCUGCAUUUAAUUAUGCAGCAUGUAUUGCUUGCUUUGGAGCCCCAGAAAUUCCAGGCUGACAUGCUCUGAUAUCAAAGGGUCUCUGGCAUCCGGCACAUGUUCAAUACUGUCAGGUGGAGGUGAAGGAUCCAAGUCCAGCAUGUGUUUGUCAGUUAAGUCAGAGCAGUAAUCGCAUACAUAUACGUUGGUCCAUUUUACUCUGUCAUGCAGUGCCUGCAAUUCAGUCACAGACUCAUUAAAAACUGAAAUUCAUCAGGCAGUUUACAAUAUGAUGAUGAUCAUAUCUAUCUAUAGCUACAUCUACAUCUACAUCUACAUCUACAUCUACAUCUACAUCUACAUCUAUAUCUAUUGUCAGGCUUUGGGGGAUUUUAUCCCUCCCCCCCUCCCCCGGUGGCAGCAAGAAGCUGAGAAAAACAAGACAAGUUCUUACUAAUGAGUUUAUUCAAUCAUCACAGCGAGAGACAAUGGCAUUGCUCCAACUGAGAUCCUCUCCACUCCCUUCCUACCAACAGCGCUUUCCCUUACAGUGGCCGCCAGGGGCUAAUUGUCUCUGAGUCCUUUGCUCUUGCACUCUCAACAAACACCAGGUUCUGGGAGAAGGGGGGUCAGAAAUACUCUCCAGUGAUAACAUCUCAGCUGGCUGCUCUGGCUCUGUCUCCUCACCAUGGCAUAUCUUUCUAAACAUAUCUGUAACUUGCCUUGGAAUGCCCCAAAAUUUGCUAUCAGCCUCAGUUUCUUGCUGGUUAUUCAUCUUCUUGUAAAAACAGAGCAAAAAUGAGGAAGCACAUAGAACCAAAUACACUAUUCUCAAUAAUGGAUAAAGCAAAUCAGAAGCAUAAAUAACCAGCCUGGGUGAUCCACUGAGCUCAGGUAUUGCUGUGAGUCGUGAAGGCCGCUCCCUGCAAGGCCCUUUCCACCUGGCCUAGGGGGUGGGGCCCAGACUCACCAGCUCUACUAAAGCGGUGCCUGGUGAGACCAGAGGGACAUUGCCUGACAACAAACCCUAACUAUUGGAUUAUUUUGCCCCAUCUUUUAGUGCCUGCCAAAGAGCUGUGUCAUGCUUAUGAUAAUGUUUUAUUCUUUUGUUAGUUAGUUAUGCUGUUUUAAAUGUGCAUUUUAUAUUUGACCUCACGUAGCAGUGGUUUUUUAAAAAAAUGUUUAAGUUUUGUUUUUUGUUAACUUACUUUGUGGAGUGUGUAUUCUGUAGUUUACCUCCUUUGUAAUGUUUUAUUUUGAAAUCUUCUUGGAUAAUUUAGUUUUGUUUUUUUUUUUAGUUAAUUAUGUUGCUUUGACUGUAUAGUCUAUAUUUGACUUUCUUCAGAUCGUCUUAUUGAUGUUUUAAUGUGUUUUAAACGGCUUUUGAGAUUUUUCUUAAAAUAUAUAUAUAUUUUUUUGAAUCAUAUUUAUUAAAGUUUCCAAAAAUAUAAAAAUACAAAGAAAAAAAAACAAAAGAAAGAAGAUAUUUAAAAACCUUACUUUCAUUCCCUACUUUCUGGGACUCCCCCCCUCCCCCCCCCAAUUGUAUUCCCCUUUCCUUAAUUUGGUUCUACAAGCUCUCACUCCCAAUUUAAAGCUUAAUUUGUUUAACCCACUAUCCAGAUUGAAUUGUACAAAUCUUACCACCGUCCCACAUCAUUAACAGAAAAAGAAAGAAGAUUUUCCCCAAGAUCCACCCCAGUUCCUUCCACAAAUUCCCUUUUUUUUAAACACGUCUGAUCAAAGUAAAAUAACAUGCGUAAGUUAUGUAAAGAAAUAGAAAAUAAGAGAUAUAGAAAAAUUCAAAAAAUGGUUACACAGCCUUUGGAUUUCAAAUCCCCGGUUUGAAUUCCCCAUGUCCAUCAGUCUAUACAUUAUCAGCUUGGAAGUCUCAUUUCAUGACCAGAUUUCUCCCCGAUUCCAUCUUGCCGGUUUUCUUUUGGGUUUUUAAUUUAAAUAAUAUUUGACUUCAAAUGUCCAAUCUAACAAAGGCCUUUAAUUUCCUUGAUCUUUACCACUCCUCCCAUUGUUCUUUCCGUGUCAGUAAUCAGUCCUUUAUUCUUCUUAUUCCUCACUUUCUCAGGUUUCUUGUCCUGUUCAGCUGCUAAAACUUUCUAAUUCAGAAAUCUAGUGUCUCUGCAGAGGUUUGUUAUUCAGGAACAAAAACUUACGUCCAGUCCCUUUCUUUCUUCAAUAAAAAAUUCCAUUGUCUUCCUCUGUAGACAAAAUACUCUUUCAGUUUUGCAGCUUUCCCAGAAGAUAACAAAUCCUGUGCGAAUCCCAGGGUAUUUUCCCACUUACGACCGUUCUUGUAGUAUCCCGAAACCCCUCUAGGGGGAUUGUAAUAACUUUGUAUCCUCUAAUCCAAAAGUCAAAUUGUUGCUUAUUUUCCAACAGUUUAUAUCCAUAUUAUAGCAAAUUGUAACAAAAUUAACCAGCAAGGUCCUCAUAACAAAGUCCUCUUUAUAUUCUCCAGCUUUGACAGCCACUUUGACAGCUGUCACAGUCUCCGUCUCUCUUCACCCGGCUCCACGACUCGCCCGGUUCCCGGGGGGUUGCAUUUUCUUCUCACCCUCCACUCUUCUCCUCCAGCACAUUUCUUAUAAUUUCCCAUCGUGAAAUUAAUGAUUUUUAUCAGAGACAUACUUCCCUUUGGACCUUGGUUACCCAGUCCUUGUUUUGGAAUGCUUACAAUAGGGGGGGGGAUUGACUUCCUUUUAAAUCGCCCCGCUCGUGCCAAAUCCAAAAUUUUGAACCCGGUUUCCCAUUACUCACGGGUUGUUGUUAAUAGUCCAAAUUUUCAAUAGAAGAAGUCAGCGCUCUCCGUCGAAUGGCAUGCGGCUGCGCUCGGCAGGAAAGCAGUGGACUCAAGCACCACGCCACUCCCCGGCACCCGAUCCAAGCCUUUAAAAGGCUCCUUCACGAGCCGGGAGGGCGCCAAUGGUGCAAGCCGAGUCACCCAUGUCCACGAACUCCGUGCCCGUGGUUUUUAAGGGUCCCCGCGUCGCCGGCGCGGUAGGACCCAGCCCCUGCCGAGCAGACUCCCUCCGGAGCUCAGAGGGAGUCCGCCAUUCGGCGAUGGCGCUAACCCGGAAGUCGAGAUUUUUCUUAAAAUAUAAAGCGAUAUAGAAAUGAAAUAAAUAAUUAGAUAAUCUAAUAAUUAAAUAAAUGGUACUACUAUCGCAAACAAAAGUGCGCCUAAAAAGGUUGAUGAGGGCUUUCUCAGGAUACUGUCAAAGAGAACACCUGGCUGUGAAUUGCAAGAAGUCAAACUAAAGAAAACUAAAUUUUCAAGAAAUUAUAGGACCCAUAGGCGGUAUGUGAAUAAUCUGUUGAUCGAAUAAGUUAAAGUCUUUAAAUACCUUUGCCCUGUUUUUCAGUCAGCAGGGUCGUGGGGAGCACAUCAGAAAUAUGCAAAGGAAAAAGCAUCUCAAAGCGCCAAAAUUCUGACAGGCUUUUUACAUACAAAAGGUGGCAAUCACAUACCAUCAGCACUGUUUAAAGCUAAUCCCCUAGCACAGUUAUUGCAUGGGAUCAGAUUUGGACAGGCCCUCACCUUGGAUCUACAGAAGCUGUUCAACCUAAGUUCCUAAGGCAAUUUUUUUCUGUUCCAUCCUGUGUUCCAAAUGCUUCAUUGCGCUUAGAGGCUAGUCUCCCCUCAGUUGAAUUACAGGUUUGGUGUAGGACAUUUAAUUAUUGGCUUUGCCUAAAUUUAAACCCCACUGGUCUACUACACUUAGUAUUGUAAGUUGUCAUGAGAGUGCUUGGACUAAAAUUGUCAGCCAAAAGAUUUACUUUUCUGGUUUAUCAUCACAACAGUUAUUAACACUGGGCUUCAGUAAAGUAAAUAAUUAAAUUAGACAGCACCUAAUUGAACGACAGAAUAAUUUGGCCACAAUAAGGCAAUUUUGUCCAUGGUAUGAUUAUUUUCUACCUAGUCAUUUUGACACUUGGGCACCCUAUUUGCAAAAUUUAACAAUUCCAAAAUACAGACGUGCUUUCACUGUCGCAAGCUUGAAUAAACUGCCUUCAGCUGUACUUGAGGGUCAAUUUCAGAAAAUUCCACUGGAAAAACAAUGGUGUCCAUGUGGAGAUGGCAGUAUUGAGUCAGUGGCUCAUGAGCUUCUGCUUGCACUCUUUCUAAAGAUUUGAGGAGUGAGGGUAUUACUAUUGUCCAUGCUGGGUUGCUCAACCAUUGCUACUGUGUCCUUUCUUCCAGCGGAUCAAGAUGACCAGGUGGCAGCAAAAUCUGCAAGGUUUUUAGAGGGGGCAAUUAGAAUAAGAUCUAUUAUUUGAUUAUUUGAUUACUGAUGUGAACCUCCAAAAUGUAUUUUGUAUAGUUAAGUUUUUACCUCUAUCUUCAGUACAUUUUCUUUUAUUGUAUUCCUAUAGCUAAUGGCUGAUGCAAGUAAAGAUUCUUCUGAUCUAAACUUCUCAGGUUUUAUGAGGAUUUAUAAAGGGGUGCUGCAUCAUCACUCCAAAAGUCACCAGGAAAUGAUCUAUCUGACAAUGGGCUCAGCACAAACCCCGCUAUCGAUGCAUUUCUGCCUUCCCACUCCCUUGCAGAAACCUGAACCAGGGUAUGCCCUGCCUAGGUAAAGGUAAAGGGACCCCUGACCAUUAGGUCCAGUCGUGGCCAACUCUGGGGUUGCGGCACUCAUCUUGCUUUAUUGGCCGAGGGAGCCGGGUGGCCAGCAUGACUAAGCCGCUUCUGGUGAACCAGAGCAGCACAUGGAAACGCCAUUUACCUUCCCGCCGGAGCGGUACCUAUUUAUCUACUUGCACUUUGAUGUGCUUUCGAACUGCUGGGUUGGCAGGAGCAGGGACCAGGCAACGGGAGCUCACCCCAUCGCGGGGAUUCGAACCACCGACCUUCUGAUCGGCAAGUCCUAGGCUCUGUGGUUUAACCCACAGCGCCACCCGCAUCCAUACCCUGCCUAAUGGGCCUCUAAUUUACUGAGACAGUCUCAUGGUUGCCACAGAAGCCAUGAUUCCUGAGCUGCCCCAGGACCUAUAGGUUUUAUGAUCAAGAGCCAUGAGUUACUUCCCUCCCUUGGGACAGUGAAUUCUCAAACUUUUUGUGAAAGUGAGCAGAGAGGGAGAGAUUUCUUGGCACUGAUAGGAGAUUGAGAAUUGGAGGGACUGUUCUGUGGUAUUACGGCAGUGGAUAAAGGUGUAGUGUAACUUGAUUUUGUUUGAAAUGUAUUGUUAUGAAUAGAUUGCGGACUUCCGUUUUUCGCCGCCAUGGUGAACAAUGGUUCUCACCAUAGCAUGCAGACAAUUAAGGAUAAUUUGAGAGUAAUUCCAUUGCAAACCCCCCCCCCCAGGUCGGGGGGAGCGCUCACACUCACAGAUUGCCCAGUAGCUGCCUCCCACUCCUACGGAAUGCCCUGCAUGCAUUGGAAACUCUCCAACGUGGUCACCAUGCACAGAGAUUCUUCUGUUUUUUAAGCUAUAUCAGAAUUCAUACUUGAGAAGCAGGCAUGUUCUGGAAGAAGGAGACAAGUUAACCUGCUGCUGAAUGAAUCAGCCAUCGAGUGUCAAGGUCUCGAUCUCGAGAAGAUUUUAAUCGAAAUUGGAUUGGUAUGUGGUAGAGAGAAGCCUUUGUUUUCUCUUUAUAUAUUCACCAUGCUUUUUUAUAAUAUGGCACCAUAUUAUAUGGGAUGUUCUGUGGCAAUACCCUCCCACGGAGGAUUCUAACUUUGAUUUAUUAUGGUGUUGAUGAGAUAUCAGCUUGUUAUCAGAUGGGAAAGUAUUGAAAGAAAAUGCUGAAAGUCUGCCCAGAUUAAUGGCCAGAUGCCAGACCACUUUUGGUUUUGAGAAAAGCAAGGUGGUGAAAGGUCACUACGCAGUAAAAUUGAGUCCUUGGAGCAAGGGGGAAAUGUUGGAAAUGAUUGAUUGCAACAAGAAAGGAAGGUUGAACAUUUUUUUAAAAAAAACAUUCGACGCAGAAAGUUACCAGAUAUAAACUCCUCUUGCAAAUUAAAGGAUAUGGAACAGUUAAAUACAAAUGAAAGUCAACACAUCAGUGGCUGAUAAAAUAAAGGAUCAACAUAGGAACUGUAUUAUUUGGGUUAAAUUGGAUUGAAGCAGCAAAAAGGAAUCAACAUCUCCUAAAAAACCUCCUAAAAUCAGAACAUGGGAAGUCAACCAAAAUGUUUAAUUUGAAAUCUGACAAUUGGCUUUUUAAAUUGAAUUAUGAUUUGGUAUUGUAUUAAUGUGGUCUAUAUUGGAUUGUUAUUAAUGAAAAAUUAAUUUAAAAAAUUAUAUUAAAAAAUGCAAUGUAUUGUUGUGGACUGCUGCAGGCUAUGGUGGAUGAUGGGGAUUGCUCACCCUGAGUGACCUGAUUGCUCCAAAUAGGCAGGAAGAGAGCUUGGGCAAAGCACCUUCUCUAAAAAAGCCCAUAAGGAAAAUUCUGGUUCCGAAGGGUCCAGUGGUGUCGGAGAACGCUCCCUAGGAGUCUCCAAAGCCCCGAAGGGAACCACGGAAGCUCCAAUAUUGAACACAGAGACACUGUGCAAUCAAGACCUCUCAGCAAAACGUCUCAAGUGCCACCAUUAAAGCAGCAACUCCUCUAUAAAGUAAAAAGAAAUCAGACCAAUUUGGACAAAUAUAUAUAUAUAUAUAUAUAUAUAUAUAUAUAUAUGGGAUCCACACCAGGGAGGUAAAGAGUAGCCCCCCCCCCUCCGUCAUGGCAUAAAAUCUGGAGGGACUAAGAGAAGAAUAAGUGACAUACCCCUUCCAACCCAUUGUAAAUUGAUAAUAAUGCUACCUCUGGACUUUCGAUCAGCUUUAACCCAGUGAUUUCUGUGAUCUCUUUAAACAUACUUUGCCCCCCAAAAUUGCACAUAUUUACAACCCCACCCCAUUUGAACAUAAUUCCGUUUCCUGGCAUCCCCUCCAAGAUAACACCGAAUAUUCCUUGUUUAUUUGAUUUAAUCUGACUGGUGUUAAAUACCAUCUCUAAAAAAUUUAUAAUAAUUUUAUUUUAUUCUUAUGGACAGCCUUUUCAACAUAGACUGAAAUUAGUGGAGCUCCAUUUUCAAGACUGAAAUUAGUGGAGCUCCAACCGGGGCUUUUGUUGAACCAAUAAAUCUUAAAUAAUUAACGGCCGGAGUCAUCUCGUGGGGCGGGGAGGAGACCCAAGCCUUGCAUUCUUGAUCCCCCUUUUCUACUUAUAUUUUAUAAAUUUCACUGAUUUCCCCUUUAAUAACUGUAUUUUCUUCUUUAUCGCCUCUUUUUAUAGAGCAGUCUCUAUCCUCCUCCAUUAUCUGUUCACAGACCAGAAAUGCUGCAACACAUGGCAUUUGACCAUAAAACCUCUAGGUCCUGGUCUCCAUGGCAACCAUGAGACCAUCUCAGUAAAUUAAAGGCCCAACACAUAAGACAGAACAUACCCUAAUUCAGGUCUCUCCAAGGGAGUGGGAAGGUCGAAAUCCAUUCGUACGGAAGUUUGUGCUGAGCCCAUUGUCUGAGAUGGAUAAUUCGAUAGUGAAAUUCAAAGUGAUGAUGCAGUGCCCUUCUAUAAGGCUAGGGGAUCCAUUAAGGUGGUCUGUUCCCAGAGACUUAUGGUGGAUUCCUGAAUACUCAGGAAUUUUCAAGUUGGCAUGCUCACCACUUCUGUGGAAGUCUUGCUAUAGAAUUCGGAAUUAAGGUAGGCACUUGAUAGGUUGGCUCUCAAAUGUCAUCCUCAACACUCUCAAGUGCCUUUCUCAACACUCAAGCAAUCAGGGCUCCCUCAUAUUCUCAAGAGUGUCAGGUGAUGAAGUAGAACAGUGCCUGGAAGGGACUCAGCAGCUUGCAAGGCAACAUCUCUCUCUGGAAAGCCUGUGGUUUUUAUCUGGCUUUUAGAAGACAGGAGUGCCUGGCUUCCUGUGGUCCAUGGGGUCACAAAGAGUCGGACACGACUAAACAACAAAGUGGUUUUAAUGAGUUUUAAUUAGCUUUAACUCUUCUUCAAGUGAUUCAUGAAGUGGCUAGUGAAGAUAAGAUACAUGUGCUUUUUAUGUUUUCUGGUUCUGUUUGGCUUUUACAAGCCAUGGAUAUUUGUUCUUAAUGAGUCAAUGACUGAAUCACAAACAGAGUGUUGCGAGUACAAUUCCUACCUUUAUUACUUAGUCAAGAACUGGUUUUCUGUGACCCAGAAUGUAAAUGUGCAUUAUGAAUAUUCUUGUAGGUGUGACUACAUACUUUAUGUUUGAUUACAAAUUGUCAUGACAUCCAAGAAGCCGCAUCCCCAAGUCUUCUCUCUUUUUCACAAUGCUUGGUUUGUUCAUACAGAUGGCACACCCAUAUAAGUCUCUUUAAACCUCCACAUAAAGGGAUGUGUCUCCAUAGUGGUGGAAAUUAGCCUACGAAAACGUAGAGCACCAGACAAGACUUUUGCUGCUCUCAGAGAGAGGUGACCAAAGUGAAGGCAAUUUAGGCUUACCAGGAAUGUAAGUAAAAGUUUUUGUUCAUAGAAACAUAAAGUGUAGAGUUGGAAGGGGCCCAACGGGUUGUCUAGUCAACCCCCUGCAAUCUCAACAAAUGAUUCUUGCUUAGUUUUGCAAAUGUGCUAGUAGUUGUAUUAUUUGUCAGUUCCUGUGCAGGGAUCAGCAGAGAGAGAGAGAAAUGCUGUCUUGUCUAUGUGCGUGUGUAAAAACCAGUUGUAUGAAAAUCUUAGCCUGUUUCCACAUUGUCAACUUAAAACACAACUAGGAUGUUCGCUACUUGCGGAGAUGAAAUUAAGCACUUACAGUUUUUCAGAUAUUAUAACACUGAGAAGCAGAAAUUUAAUUCCUUCCUGUAACACAGCUAUUAUUGGAAUCAAAACAGUUGUGUUUUAAAGCCCGCAUACCCUUAUCAAUCUAAGAUACAAUCUAAGUCAAAUCCCAGUGGAAGUGAAAAAAUCACAGUGGAAGUGAGGAACAGGUUUAAGGAUUUAGAUUUGGCGGACAGAGUGCCUGAAGAACUAUGGAUGGAGGCUUAUAACAUUAUACAGGAGGCAGCAACUAAAACCAUCUCAAUGAAAAGGAAAUGCAAGAAAGCAAAGUGGCUGUCCAAUGAGGCCUUACAAAUAGCGGGGGAGAGAAGGCAAGCAAAAUGUGAGGGAGAUAGUGAAAGAUACAGCAAAUUGAAUGCAGAUUUCCAAAAAAUAGCAAGGAGAGACAAGAAGGCCUUCUUAAAUGAGCAAUGCAAAGAAAUAGAGGAAAACAAUAGAAUGGGAAAAACCAGAGAUCUGUUCAAGAAAAUUGGAGAUAUGAAAGGAACAUUUCGUACAAAGAUUACCAUAAUAAAAGACAAAAGUGGAAAGGACCUAACAGAAGCAGAAGACAUCAAGAAGAGGUGGCAAGAAUACACAGAGGAACUGUACCAGAAAGAAAUGGAUGUCUCGUAUACCCCAGGUAGUGUGGUUGCUGACCUUGGAGCCAGACAUCCUGGAGAGUGAAGUCAAAUGGGCCUUCGAAGCACUGCUAAUAACAAGGCCAGUGGAAGUGAUGAUAUUCCAGCUGAACUAUUUAAAAUUUUAAAAGAUGAUGCUGUUAAGGUGCUACACUCAAUAUGCCAGCAAAUUUGGAAAACUCAGUGGUGGCCAGAGGAUUGGAGAAGAUCAGUCUACAUCCCAAUCCCAAAGAAGGGCAGUGCCAAAGAAUGCUCCAACUACCGCACAAUUGCACUCAUUUCACACGCUAGCAAGGUUAUGCUUAAAAUUCUACAAGGCAGGCUUAAGCAGUAUGUGGAACAAGAACUACCAAAAGUGCAAGCUGGAUUGGGAAGGGGCAGAGGAACAGGAGACCAAAUUGCAAACAUGCACUGGAUUAUGGAGAAAUCUAGAGAGCUCCAGAAAGACAUCUACUUCUGCUUCAUUGACUAUGCAAAAGCCUUUGACUGUGUCGGCCACAGCAAACUAUGGCAAGUUCUUAAAGAAAUGGGAAUGCCUGAUCACCUCAUCUGUCUCCUGAGAAAUCUCUAUGUGGGACAAGAAGCUACAGUUAGAACUGGAUAUGGAACAACUGAUUGGUUCAAAAUUGGGAAAGGAGUACGGCAAGGCUGUAUGUUGUCUCCCUACUUGUGAAAAGGAUCUAGGAGUCUUGGUUGACCACAAACUUGACAUGAGCCAACAGUGUGACGCGGCAGCUAAAAAAGCCAAUGCAAUUCUGGGCUGCAUCAAUAGGAGUAUAGCAUCUAGAUCAAGGGAAGUAAUAGUGCCACUGUAUUCUGCUCUGGUCAGACCUCACCUGGUGUACUGUGUCCAGUUCUGGACCCCACAGUUCAAGAAGGACACUGACAAACUGGAACGUGUCCAGAGGAGGGCAACCAAAAUGGUCAAAGGCCUGGAAACGAUGCCUUAUGAGGAACGGCUAAGGGAGCUGGGCAUGUUUAGCCUGGAGAAGAGGAGGUUAAGGGGUGAUAUGAUAGCCAUGUUCAAAUAUAUAAAAGGAUGUCACAUAGAGGAGGGAGAAAGGUUGUUUUCUGCUGCUCCAGAGAAGCGGACACGGAGAAAUGGAUCCAAACUACAAGAAAGAAGAUUCCACCUAAACAUUAGGAAGAACUUCCUGACAGUAAGAGCUGUUCGACAGUGGAAUUUGCUGCCAAGGAGUGUGGUGGAGUCUCCUUCUUUGGAGGUCUUUAAGCAGAGGCUUGACAACCAUAUGUCAGGAGUGCUCUGAUCGUGUUUCCUGCUUGGCAGGGGGUUAGACUCGAUGGCCCUUGUGGUCUCUUCCAACUCUAUGAUUCUAUGAUUCUAUGAUUCUACUUAUUUAACUUAUAUGCAGAAUUCAUCAUGCGAAAGGCUGGACUGGAUGAAUCCCAAGCCGGAAUUAAGAUCGCCGGAAGAAAUAUCAACAACCUCAGAUAUGCAGAUGACACAACCUUGAUGGCAGAAAAUGAGGAGGAAUUAAAGAACCUUUUAAUGAGGUUGAAAGAGGAGAGCGCAAAAUAUGGUCUGAAGCUCAACAUCAAAAAAACGAAGAUCAUGGCCACUGGGCCCAUCACCUCCUGGCAAAGAGGAGAGAGGAAGAAAUGGAGGCAGUGAGAGAUUUUACUUUCUUGGGCUCCAUGAUCACUGCAGAUGGUGACAGCAGCCAUGAAAUUAAAUGACGCCUGCUCCUUGGGAGAAAGGCGAUGGCAAACCUAGACAGCAUCAUAAAAAGCAGAGACAUCACCUUGCCAACAAAGGUUAAAGCCAUGGUUUUCCCAGUAGUGAUGUAUGGAAGUGAGAGCUGGACCAUAAAGAAGGCUGAUCACCAAAGAAUUGAUGCUUUUGAAUUAUGGUGCUGGAUGAGGCUCUUGAGAGUCCCAUGGACUGCAAGAAGAUCAAACCUACCCAUUCUGAAGGAAAUCAGCCCUGAGUGCUCACUGGAAGGACAGAUUGUGAAGCUGAGGCUCCAAUACUUUGGCCACCUCAUGAGAAGAGAAGACUCCCUGGAAAAGACCCUGUUGAGGGCACAAGAAGAAGGGGACAACAGAGAACGAGAUGGUUGGACAGUGUUCUGGAAGCUACAAUCAUGAGUGUGACCAAACUGCGGGAGGCAGUCGAAGACAAGAGUGCCUGGCGCGCUCUGGUCCAGGGGGGUCACGAAGAGUCAGACACGACUAAAUGACUAAACAACAACACCCUUAUCAAUUUUGUCUCUUUUCCCAUACUUUUCUGUUGAAAGAUGUAGUGAAGAGAGAGUAAAAUAAAAUAUAUGCAAUUCAACUAUGUAAGGGUCUGUUUUCAGAUGACUUAGUAAUUUGUAAACAAAAAUGCAAUGGUUGUGUAUAGUGGCAUGGUCCCCAAUAACCCAACCGGAAAGAAGUUCUAGAGGCAGUAAUAACAGGGUUUGGCCAUCGGCAUCUGUUCUUAUCUGGCAGCAAUGCUGCUAUUCCACUUCACAUCCCCAGAAAGAGGCACUUUGCAGUGAAUUCCAAAAUGCUGCCACCCAUCAGCUCAUUAUUUCCCCCACCCUCCCUCUUGUUCGGUGUUGUGUUCGCUCCAUAUAAUUUGAGUCAAGUGGAUAGCCUCAGUACAAGAAACAACUGUGUAGCAGAGAUCACUUUUACUUUGGGGGCAUAAAGACACACACUGUCUCUGCUACAAGAAUUCUUCACUCUCUGAGCCCAGAGAGCGUUUCGACGUAUAAAGUUUUUGCUGAGGAAAAGUGCACACAGCAAGUGCAAAGUCCACUUGCUCCAAAAAGUCCUGCAACUGCCAGAGUUCCCUCUGUGUAGACGUCUUGCAAUGUGUCUAACUUCCAUCAGAUAAGCUCUUCACAAAUCCGACACAUUUUCCCCAGAUCAUUCCAACAGUAUCCAUGUCUCCAAUGCCCCACAACAGUGAAUGCUGAAACUUGAGUUCUUUAUCUAUCCUGGGAUAUGUGUUAGUUUGCCCAGCAACACAAAGAAGACAGUCACAAGAUGCAUGCAGCUGCACUUUUAGGAGGCGGGGAACCAUUUCUGCUGACUCAAAGAGAAGUGACCCUUUCUCACUUUCCUUAAUACUUCAGCAGUGGACUGAAACCAGCUUGCUUUACAAGUCAUACACUUGUCAUUUUGUAUCUACUUGUAUCUACUUGGCAAGUUACAGUGGGGAAAACUAGGAAAAUAUUAAAUAGCAGAAGAUUUCAUGUAAUCAUGAACGCUUCUGGAAUGGCAGUUCAAACUGAUAUACUGCAUUUUCUGUUUUCCAGGUAAACAGUGGGGGAAAAUACCAUCAAAACCAAAGAAGGUUUAACUGGAUUUGUUUCCUUCCUCGGCAUACACGCGGGGCUUCAUAUCAGGAAACCAUGAGCUGCUUUACUCAAAUGCUGGGAAACUGGAUUAGUUUUCCUUCCUUAGAAGAAUACCUGAGCUCAGUGGCUCACUCUUGGUGGUUGCGUAUGCUUCUGAUUUUGCCUUUUUCAAUCGUUAUAAUGACGUAUUUGUUUGUCUGUGCAAUCUCAUUUUUGCUAUAUGUCUACAAGAAGAUGAAUAACCAGCAAGAAACUGAUUUUGAUACCAAAGUUUGGAAAAAGCCAAAGCAAGUUACGGCUCAAGUUUUAGAUAUAUUUGGAAAGAUAUGGCAUGGUGAGUAAAUGUUUCUUUCAUACCAAUAAUUCAGCUACUAUACUUUCAUAGGACUGAGCAUCAGAAUUUCAGACUUGAGGCCCUGGAACAAUAGUUACCACUACUGGUUUUUACCAUGUGGUGGGUACACAGCGAAUUUAAUGAAUAUAUCAUUGUGUAGUGAGACUUUGAGGGUGCAAUUUUCUUCAGCAUGGUAAAUCACUAGGUAACCCUGAAGCAUAAACUCUGGACACAAACCAUGGAAUUUGUCAGCAAAGGAUGUGGUGAUGUGGUGAUGGCUGCUAAUUUGGAUGGACACUGUGAGAAACAGGAUGAUGGAAAACAGAGAGCUUUGGCUUGAUCAAGAGGAUCCAUCUUAUGUUCCCAUUGCAUCCCAGAGUGUAAUGUUGCUUUAGAUGUUGAAGCAUGAAUCAGAAACACAUUACUAAAACCAAGCUUGGGUCAUAAGGAUGAAACCCUGUGGCUACUUAGGACAUGAUCAAGGGUGCAUCUGUCUGGGAAACUGUUUUCUCACAUUGUAUAAAGUGAUUCAGAGAAUGCCCUGAAGAUGCCUGAAAUUAGAGCUCUUGAGGAUGGGGAAAGAAUGUGCAACACUCUGUACGGAAGGGUAAUACUGUUACUUCAAAUAAAAAAGGCUCAGGAAAAUAUAGUGUUAUAACCCAUAUGAAAGUCAGGGGCAUCUUAACCAUUGGCGCUAGGGGUGCACGGCACCCGGGCGCCGGGCUCUCAGGGGUGCCAGGCUGAGAGUCCAGGGCCGAGCGUUGGAGUCCAGGGAAGAGCUGCCGACAGCCGAGCGGAGCAGAGCCCGUCAGAGUUCGUCUUCUGCAGGCGGCUCUUUCCCGGACUCCAACGCUCGCUCCCAAACUCACACCAACCUGCCCGCAGCAGAAGAGCCUGUCGGCUCUUGCCCCAGCUGCAUGGCAGCUAACUGUUUCAGUGCCAUGCCCGGAGCACCAUGUAACGUUGUGGGCGCUGCACGAUGCAUCCUGUUGCAUGUGCCGAGCUGUGGGUUCCUUUGCUGGCUUUUCCGCUGUCGUCGCACGCUCCCAGCACCGCCCAAUGAGAUGUGCCAGCGCAGAACGACGGGGAAUGCAAGUGGCAGCAGAGGAAACAUCUCUGGACAGGAUCCACCACAUACCAACAGCGCCGACGGCAGCAAGAAGUCCUGACGAAUAGGAGCGCAUGGAUUCCAGCCGAAACAGUUAGCCGCCAUGUAGCGAGGUGUGUGGAGGCAGCGGGUGGACAGGACGAAAACUGUGUAGCCCAACAUUUUGUUCCCCCCUAGCAUGGAACCCACACCCACCUUCAUGCGCCCCUGUGCGUUUGGCGCUGGAACCCCCAUUAGUUGGCGAUGUGAGUCACUGCACCUGCAACCAUUCAAAAGAUAAACAACUAUCUCCUAAAAAAAAGUCAACAACUUUGGGGUCCCCCCUUUAAAAAAUGUCGACAACUCUGGGCAACCUAGGGGUGCCAGGCGGAUCUUUGCACUCCGGCACCGCAUAUGCUUAAGACGCCCCUGAUGAAAGUUUAAAGGAGAUUGAAACAACAAGUCACAGUUUUAGCGCACUCAAAGACUAGGCAAAUUUUUUUCCACCUGUGCCCAAAAUUAAGCAAGGAACGAAGAUUCCAGCAGAGGAGAAAUAUCAUUUAUUAUGUGAGCACAACAGAGAAAGUCCUGGUCCGUGUGGAUAACAACCUAGUAUCCAGAAUGCUGCAACAUAUAGGAGAGCUUUUUACUUGAUCUUAAAUUACAGUUUUCUGAACCACAGUGUUUUCUUCCAAUAAAAGAUUGCAAUAUUCCAUUUAUUUUUCAACAAAAUAACAUUUAUUUAUUGCAUUUUAUAUUAUUUCCAGGUUAUGAAGUUUUUGGCAUGGAACAUCUCCCUAAAGGACCAGUGCUUAUUAUCUUUUAUCACCCAGUUUGUACUAUUGACUAUUUCUUCCUUGUCGCUAGACUUUUCAGGGAGACAGGGAGAGAGUGCUUUACAAUAAUUGAUCGUGCCAUAUAUCGGUUUGCAGGUAAGUUAUUAAAUUUAACUCAUGCUUUUUUACAUAAAAUAUGUGAAAUAUGAUAUAAAAUAAAGCUAUAAGAUAUAAAACAAUGCUAUAAAAUAUAAAACAGUGUAUCAGGCAAGCAGGUGAAAAACAACACAUGAAAUAAGUUGGAAACUGCAGGCUUGCUUUUAGCCAUUUACAACCUCAACCUCUUCUCCCAAUAAUGUUUCAGGCAUCAUAUUUGAAUCAGGCUGUUUCCAAUACAGCAUGUCAACCUGGGUCUAUGGCCCAUGAUCACAGAUUGCAGGAAAACCUGACCUGACCUCAAAACAGCUAUGAGAGUGCUUCUUCUUCUUCUUCUUUUACGCUAGUAAUUGCAAGACAAUUCCUUUGCUUUCAUGCAGAAAUUUCAUGCUUUCUUGUACAACUUGUCUACAUUCUUCCUCAGGGAUCUAAGAACUGAAGGAAUCUGGAUAAUGUGACAUCUGAUUUCUAUGCUGUAACUGAAGGCUCUCAUAUAAUAAUUGCUGCUGACUUUAAUACUAGAAUAGGACAAGGUUUAGGAAAAUGCGUCUCUGAGUUUAUGAUUUCCUCAAGUACAAAGAGUUUUGCAAAAUUCAGUCAUUAGUAAAGAUGGCUAUUCAUUACUGGAAAGAACAAUGCAAAGUAUGGGAUUCUGCUUGGGAGCAUCUGCACUAGCAAACCACCUGUGCAAAAUCCUCUGUGGCAGCUGGGACAGGGUGGGAGCAAAAGCUAAGGAAAAGGGCAGAAGCCCAAGUGAAGCCCCAAAGACAUGUCCGUGGCUUUCAUAGCAAGUCCAACCAAUCACCAAAUCUGCACACAGAUCCCAGAAAACAUGGCCCCACCCAAACACAUGGCCAAUCAAGCACUCCCACACACAGCUUUUAUGCCCCCAUGUGACUGCAAUCAAACACAUGUGGCACCCUUGUUGUAGUGUUCAUGGCCCUCCACUGCCACUCCCCCCACAUCAUCUUCCUCUGAUGACACCACAGAAAGCUCAUGGAAGGAAGGAAGGAGGGAAGGAAGGAAGGAAGGAAGGAAGGAAGGAAGGAAGGAGCCCAAAGUGUGCUCUUUGGGGGUAUUCCACUGGUUCAUUAAUGCAGCAUAUAUUCUCCACCCAUAUAUCUGUAGAUGAAUCUCUGCUGUUUUGCACCAGCAUAGCCUCCUCUGGGCCAUGUGUGUAUCUCUCUCUGUGUGUGUAUGUACUAUAUCCAAAAGCUCUGCAGCAUAAAGGGAUUGAAGUUUUGGGUGGUGCAGCAAGCACUAUGGACUGUAUUUUUAUCAUAAUGCAAACUUGAAUGUACUACAAACUUGACUUGAGGAACCCAUUUCCAACAAGGUGGCCACCUCAGCACUCAACCCCACUCAAUGUGCUUUCCAAAAAAAGCCUACUGUUAGAACAUCUGAGAAAAAGAGGAAUUAGCAUAAAGUCCCCCUCCAUGAAAUCCUAAUUGAAAUGGAUUGGCAGAGAGCUAUGCUUGUGAUCCAUAAUAGUGCAAUAUCUUUGGAACAAUGACACUUGUAUUGUAGCCACACUCUUCUUCUAUUUGGGUCUUAUUUUGUCAGGGUGGAAGACGGCUUUAGAUGCGGCCGGGUUGAAAGAUUUCAAUAAAGCUGAAUCUGUGGAAAUUUUGAAGAAAGGCCAUUCACUGGGCAUUUCCCCUGGUGGAGGUAGAGAAGGAAACUUCAGUACUGACUACAACAUAAUGUGGGGUAACCGCACAGGUUUCGCUCGGAUAGCUUUGGAGGCAAAAGUGGUGAGUGAUCUUUGUGCAAUUUGCAUUUCCUUCAGGAUUAUCCUAGCUAAGACGUGAUCUGUUGAUAUCCUUGCUCUAGCAUCCUAAGUAGUUGAGGAUGGCAAAUCCCCUGUUUGGGAGUCAAAUGAUAUCUGUAUUUCCCACCACUGCUUUUUUUUUGUUUUAAAGCUAUUAAAAUCAAUUACAUUUAAAAAGAAAAAUAGCUUUUUUCCUCUUCAAUUCUUGAAAAUCUGGGGGACAGCAUGUUCAAUUUGAAGUCAAUUACAUCAGGCUUGUCAUUGCAAUACCAGAUGGGGAGCAUUAUUCCUAGUCCUUAACCAAAAUAAAGGUGGAGCGGGUGGGGUGAAGUAAUUCUCCAGUUCUCAGCUACCUUUUGAUUUUGAUUUUUGAUUUUAUUCUUUUAGCCCAUCCUCCCUAUAUUUACACAAAAUAUUUGUGAAGCAUACAGGAACAUUGGAAAGUCAAGUGAGUACCUUGGUUGAUCCAGAAAUCUGCUUUCAGGCAAUAAACAUUUUAUAAUAUACACUUUUUUAGAAACAGAAUAUCUUUUUACUACUUUCUAGUAGAGUUUAUUCAGUGUACACUGAUCUGCAAAAGUUGUGCUGCCUGUCUCAGGACUGAGUGAACAUGUCCUUGCUUAGUUUUUUAUUAGAUUUAAAAGAUAGCUAUAAUCUAUAAAAGUGGUAGGAACCCCAGCAUGGAGAGGAACUGAGCAGGAAAAAUACCAUAUUCUGCAGUCUAUUUUACAACUUUUGACCUUGAUUUUUAAAGAGCAGAGAAGAGCUGACAGAAUAUACUGCCUUUUCUUUUCCAAAGGACUCAUACUAUUUAACGCUUCCUCUCUGGGAUGGAUUGACUGGAAUUGCUAAAAACUCAGAAUGCCAACUAAUUUCAAAUUUGAUAUGGGAUCGCUUUUUUACAGACUCUUUUCCCUUUCAUACAUAGGGCUGACAAGAUGGUUAUAUGAGAAAACACGACUUAUCUACCUUCCCAUAUACGGGCCAUUUCCAGUGAAACUGAGGACAUAUAUUGGAGAACCCAUCCCAUAUGAUCCAAAUAUAACAGCUGCAGAGCUGGCUGAAAAGGUAAGUUAACUCUACCCCCCCCCCCCCUUGUUGGUUUCUCUUUUUCAGUUCUAUAAAAUGGUUUCUGCCUACUGACUUGCUCAUUCUAUACGACCAGAGAUUGGGUUCAUUAUAUAGACUUUUGUGCAUUAUGUUCAUCAGUCAGCUUUCCCUCUCCGGAACUUGUUGAGACCACGAAAAACCUAUGCAUUUUAUGUAGUGCUGCACAAAGAUCUGCUCAUGCAAUAGGACUUCUUCUGCCCACCAUAUGCCCCAGAAUCUGCCCCAGAGAGUUCCUCCAAGCCCCCUCCCCGGUGGGGGACCCAAUAAGCACUGUAUGCUCCUAAUCCUCACUAAAACUAUUACUGAAGAACUUCUGAUGUUUGUUUGAUUUAUUGCAACUCUGCACGUGAAUGUGACUCCAUUCUACUCUACUAUUUUACCCAUGCCCUGCUGUGCUGUUUUCAGGCAAGGAACCAGGGGGUGACUGUUUUUUCUCACUAGUCCUAUCAGCCAUUGCCAUUCUAAGAGAACGAGGGAGGUGUUCAUAGUGAGUUCAGGCACCUCUUUUUCUGCAAAAAUAGCACUGAGCAUAGUGAAAUAUAACUCAAUAGCAUUUCUGCAGUUUUCCUCACAUAACUGGAGGUAACAACCAUGCAGGAAAACUGAUACGUUCCAAGCAGCCCAAGGCACUUAUUUUUGGUUGUAUCUCUGCCAUUCUCAUAAAGUGCUCUUGGUAAAAAAAAAAUCUGUAACUGGAAAAAAAUGGGAAUAUUUAUUCUAAUGGUUCUGAUCCCUUUAGCAUUUCCUCACAGAUAUGAAUAACUGUGAAUAUCCAUUUUGCAAUAUAUUGAUAUAAUACAAUAUUCCUUUGUUCUUCUUUCAACAGACAAAGACUGCAAUUGAAAAUCUUCGGGAUAAACACCAAAAAAGGCCAGGAAAUAUAUUAAGAGCUAUUUCAGAACGAUUUGAUAAGCAUUACAAAGCUGACUAGUCCAUAUAAAGCAGUUGUAAUGUUUAUGAUCAUGCAUCUGUAAUAGUAAACUUUCAUUAUUAUGUAAUUAAAGCUAAGUUAAGAUACACAGAAUUGUGCUGGAUUGUAUAUUAAUUAUUGUGAAGGGUCAUUAGCUCAUUAGCUCAGCCUCUGGUGUACAUGCUGAAGGGCCUAAGUGCCUUCUUGUCCUAUCCUGCAAAACUCCCAGAAUUCCCCUUUUGGAGACUUACACUGGUAGCACCAGAAUCAAAGAGUGUAACGGGAAGGUGAGUGUUUAAUUGAACCUUGAAAUAAUGCUAUAUCUGAAAGAGUAAUGUCUACAAAUCUUCUAUAUCAAAACAGUGACACUUCUUUUAUGUUUAUAAAAGGCUGUUCCAAGAUCUGAGCCCUGUAAAGCCUCUCCUCCAUCCGGAGGGGAGGGAUUGUGAGUGGGAGACAAUUCCCGCGCCACGCAGAGGGCAUUCGGCCCCCUGCCCUCUCAUCAUCGCUGGCGCGCCACGCCUCCCAGUUGGGCACCCAAUCAGGUGCCACCGUGGGGCAUGGUUUAGCCACUCAAAUGCGGCCGCGCCAGCUCUCCCCGCCAUUGCGCUUCAGAUUUUCCACGAGUCAAGUGUUCCUGCUCGUCGUCGUCUUGUUUGAGCCAAGCACGUGAAAGAGUUACGAAGUCGGAAGCUCCUGUUCCAAUUCUGGAGUUGUGAGGUUUGGAGGAAGGGGUCCAGUGAUUUUACCUGCAUUUGUACUCUUAUUUCGCCUUAGUAAUUUUUGUGGGGCAUCUGGAGGGUUCCUGGCUGUUGUUUUGCUUUAGUUAGAGUGAGGUCUCGGGUGGCUGCAGGUCGCUCCAGCACUGCCGACAGCACUGUUCUCCCAGCCUCCUCACCAAUCCAGCGAGCCUCUUGGGCUCGGGUGGUGGUUAGGCAUUGGAAUGUGUUGUUGGUGUAUGGAAGGGCAAGGUGUGGCCAUCGCCUACCCCUUCGCUUAUGGGUAUUCCGUUAAAGGAAUCCGGCGCUCGUGGAUUCUGUCCAAUGCCCUGUGUGGCGGGGGGUCAUGGCACAACCCUUGGUGACAUCAGGGGAGAGCUUAUAGUUGUAUUUGCAUCAACAGGCUCCCCCUGCUGGUGGUUAACCCCUCAUCAGACUCACCCCUCUCUGAGUGGGUGGAGUCAAAUUUGCUGUGGUCCAAUGCCUAAGCCAAUACCUUCUCUGUAAUCAAUAAAGUUGUGGCCUUUUCUUGCCCAUUAACCUAAAA
Molecule: messenger RNA, 20366 nt
Organism: Podarcis lilfordi (Lilford's wall lizard)
Lineage: Eukaryota; Metazoa; Chordata; Lepidosauria; Squamata; Lacertidae
Source: the annotation of a GenBank genome assembly